CUUAAAGGGACCGCCGCAAGGGGCGUGCUAGGCGCCGCCGCGGGAGUCAGCGCAGGGCGCUCAAUCCCCAGCAGAGUGGAGAAACUGAGGAGGCGACAGCUGAACAAGAUCAUCCCCUGGAUACUGGGCGAAGUCGCGCUCUGGUCACCUGUCUCGCGGGACCCCUCGGCGACCACUUUCCCAGGGACUAACUGCAGCCUGCAGGGUAGGUGAUUCUUGCAGCCUUAGCUACUCAAAAGCCAGCAAGUGCCAGUACCUGGGCUAGAACCAGAGCUGACUCAAGCUCUUACGUGGGACCCACUGCUCCCCGCCUCCAAGGUGUGAUGGCAGAGAAGGUGCUGGUCACUGGCGGGGCUGGCUACAUCGGUAGCCACACGGUGCUGGAGCUGCUGGAGGCAGGCUACUCGCCCGUGGUUAUCGACAACUUCCACAAUGCCAUCCGUGGCAGGGCCUCUAUGCCUGAGAGCCUGCGGCGGGUGCAGGAGCUGACAGGCCGUCCCGUGGAGUUUGAGGAGAUGGACAUCUUGGACCAGGUGGCCUUGCAGCGUCUCUUCAAGAAGUAUAACUUUAAGGCUGUCAUCCACUUCGCGGGGCUCAAGGCUGUGGGCGAGUCGGUGCAGAAGCCUCUGGAUUAUUACAGAGUUAACCUGACAGGGACCAUCCAGCUUCUAGAGAUCAUGCAGGCCCACGGGGUCAAGAACCUGGUGUUCAGCAGCUCAGCCACUGUGUACGGGAACCCCCAAUACCUGCCUCUGGAUGAGGCACACCCCACAGGGGGCUGUACCAACCCCUACGGCAAAUCCAAGUUCUUCAUUGAGGAGAUGAUCCGAGACCUGUGCCGUGCAGACAAGGCCUGGAAUGCGGUGCUGCUGCGGUACUUCAACCCCACAGGGGCCCAUGGAUCAGGCCGCAUUGGCGAGGACCCCCAGGGCAUCCCCAACAACCUCAUGCCCUACGUCUCCCAGGUGGCAAUCGGGCGAAGGGAGGCCCUGAAUGUCUUUGGCAAUGACUACAACACUGAGGAUGGCACAGGUGUCCGGGAUUACAUCCACGUUGUGGAUCUGGCCAAGGGCCACAUCGCCGCCUUGAGGAAGCUGGAGGAGCAGUGUGGCUGCCGGAUCUACAACCUGGGUACUGGCACAGGCUACUCGGUGCUACAAAUGGUCCAAGCCAUGGAGAAGGCCUCAGGAAGGAAGAUCCCCUACAAAGUGGUGGCACGGCGGGAAGGCGACGUGGCUGCCUGUUAUGCCAACCCCAGCCUGGCCCACAAGGAGCUAGGUUGGACAGCAGCCCUGGGGCUGGACAGGAUGUGUGAAGAUCUCUGGCGCUGGCAGGAACAGAACCCAUCAGGCUUCAGCGCACAGGCCUGAGCAACUGUCCACUCUCCAGCCCCUGGCAGGACCCCAGGCUCCAGAGCGUUGGGGCCAGGCCAAGGCCACCCUACCUCAAAGCCCAGCCAGGCCCACUCAGCCCACCAGGCAGGAGGCUGGGGGCUCCACUGACCAGGAGCCAUGCUGUCUUGCACGUGUCUCCUACUGGGCCCAGGAAGGCAGCAGGGCCACCAAGAAUGGGCUAGCAGCAGGGCUGUGGGACCACACUUUCCUCCCAGGCACCAAAUGACACUGCUACCAGGGAACUUUCCAAAGUAUUUAAAAUAAAAAGUUUUCUUUUACUGGG
This is a messenger RNA of Octodon degus (degu), 1677 nucleotides long. It is a transcript of the gene Gale, whose product is annotated as UDP-galactose-4-epimerase. Gene Ontology annotation, biological process: beta-D-galactose catabolic process via UDP-galactose, Leloir pathway. The record is from RefSeq and is a predicted model, not a curated record. The transcript is spliced from 13 exons. NCBI's taxonomy places the organism in Eukaryota, Metazoa, Chordata, Mammalia, Rodentia, Octodontidae. Gene Ontology annotation, molecular function: UDP-glucose 4-epimerase activity. Gene Ontology annotation, cellular component: cytosol. Bases 324 to 1370 code for a protein of 348 amino acids.